AUGAAAACCUUUAAACCGCGGCCCAGCUUUUCCGAUCCAACUGUAUACUAUUCUUUACUGCAAGUUUCAUUCCCCAUGAUCUCAUCUGAUUUAGAAACGGAUAGAGUCCAGGAACUUGACCAGUUGUUAUCACUUAUCCAUCCUAGGAUAGUAGACUAUGUCGCCUCGGCUGAUGCCAAUUCCGAAAAAUUCCAAGCUAACUCUUUAGGAAGCUUCCACGAACCGCUGGAACUAAAGAAAAUAUUCACCAGCGAGGAAGGGAUAUUCGAGCGGGGCUUGAAGAACGAUCACGAUCUGCUAUUCCACCACAUUGACAACGUUUUGAAAUACUCAGUAAACACAUGGAACCCUGGAUUUCUUGACAAACUUUAUGCAUCCAAUAAUCCGAUUGGUGUAAUUAGCGACAUAAUUUUGUCAGUUCUUAACACGAAUUCUCACGUUUACACUGUCUCUCCAGUCCUCUCCGUCCUAGAAAACUAUAUGGGCAGAAAGUACGCGAGACUCUUUUAUCUGAAUCACCAAGACACAUGCGGCGGUCUCACAUUCUCUGGGGGCUCAUGGUCUAACAUUACUGCCAUGCAAAUCGCCAGAUCAAUUAAAUAUCCUGAGACGAAACUUCAUGGCAAUGGUAAUUUCAAGUUCGCUGUUUAUGCUUCUAAGCACUGUCACUACUCUAUUGAAAAAGCUGCAAUUCUUCUUGGUAUUGGAUCAAAGUCCGUUUUCAAAGUUGAUAUCAAUUCGGAUGGAACAAUGAACACUCGUUCUCUUGAGGAAACGAUUCAAAAAUCAAUUUCGGAAGGUUAUACGCCGCUUUUCAUCAACACGACUGCGGGUACAACUGUUUUCGGACUGUACGACGAUAUUCAAGCUGCUUCUGCCAUUGCAAAAAAAUUCAAUGUAUGGUUACAUGUUGAUGGUUCUUGGGGUGGUAAUGUUAUUUUCUCUGAGGUUCACAAGAAAAAGCUAAAGGGCAGCGAGUUUGCAGACUCCAUCACUACGAACCCGCACAAAAUGCUUGGAACUCCAAACACAUGUUCAUUUCUUUUGCUUCCAGAUGUGAAAACUUUCCAAACAGCAAACUCGCUUGCUGCACCAUAUCUUUUCCACGGAAGAGAGAAUGACGAAGAAAACAUGGACUUGGCGGAUGGAACCAUGGGAUGUGGACGAAGAGCAGAUGCAUUCAAGUUUUACUUAACUUGGCUCUACUAUGGUUACGAUGGCUUGCAGCAGCGUGUUGACCAUGCUUUUCGGAUUGUGGAGUAUUUUGUGCAAAGCAUUACUAAUGUGCCAGGGUUUACUUUGGUAGACGAACACCCCCAGUGUCUUCAGGUUUGCUUCUACUAUAGACCGGAGGGAUAUGAAGGAGAUGAUAUGACGAAUAUUACUAGAUUCAUCUCACGUACUCUCCAUUCCCAAGGAAGAUACUUGAUGGACUUUUCGCCAAAUCCAACAAAGGAUGAAAAGGGUGAAUUCUUCCGUGUGGUGUUCAACUCUCCAAUUCUCACAGACAAGAUUAUAGACGACUUGGUGGCAAGCAUUGUUUCCGUUGGAGCCGCAUACCAAAAUAAAAUGGGCCAACUGUAA
Messenger RNA from Clavispora lusitaniae ATCC 42720, 1584 nucleotides. RefSeq lists its product as uncharacterized. The record is from RefSeq and is a predicted model, not a curated record. Gene Ontology annotation, cellular component: cytoplasm. Gene Ontology annotation, molecular function: pyridoxal phosphate binding; carboxy-lyase activity. Lineage: Eukaryota; Fungi; Ascomycota; Pichiomycetes; Serinales; Metschnikowiaceae. Gene Ontology annotation, biological process: carboxylic acid metabolic process.